AUCAGCGGCUGUGGGGAGGCGGGUCUAGGUGAUGACUGUAAUGUGAUAGCUGCUCCGCUCUAACGUUAUUACAUACACAUGCUGCCUGCCUGCCUGCCUGCCUGCCUGCCUGCCUGCCUGCCUGCCCGCCUGCCCGCCUGCCUGCGCUCUGGCUGCUGGAAGACCGAGCCUUCACAAAAAACUCCAGCCAGAAUACUCCGAGUAGAGCAGAGAGAAGGAGCUGUGUGUCUGGACAGCGGAGAGACAACGGAGUGGAUACUGCUAGAUUAUACAGCACUGGGUAAUAACGGCAAUACGGACCGAUUUUUACGUACGAGCCAAGGACAGUUGGACUAUUUCCUUUAGAUUUGUGUUUUUUUUGUUUGUUAGUUUUUGUGCGGGGGAGUUUUUUUGGGGGGGGACAAAGUAAAUGCGCCGGAGGGAGAAAGUCAAAGGAAAUACAAAAUAAAUAUCUUCUCUGGUUUUUGGAGGCAACCAAAACACUUCAGAUAUCAGCCAGCGAAAGCAUCAAUUCUGUGGACUAAAAACCGCUACGGACUUCGGAAUGAAUUCAUACACAUUUUUUAUUUUAUUUUAACAGGUCCUUUAUUUCUUUGUAAUAGAAUAUUAUCUGGAUGAAAUUGAUAUUUUUAUUUUUAUUUUUUUGCCGUGAUUCUGAACGCCGCAGUGGCCAGAAUGGUUUUGAAUCUUCUAAAUUAAAAAAAAAAGAAUAUUAUUGAUUUGAAAUAAGAAGAAAGAAAAGAAGUGUUAAGCGGCUGGGGAUUGAUAUCUCCGUUGUGUUGAACAGAGAACCGCAGACAGACGUCUUCCCGGUGGAGACGCGUGUUACGGGUGAGCGGAGAAAAACAGUUUUACACGAGGAAGAAGACUUUCACGGCGAGUUCUUCUCUCCCGGAUUGGGAAGGGUGAAACUUCACCUCCGAAAAUGGAUAUAUUACCGUGGCUCUGUGGAUGUUUACUGGCGGUUUGUUUACCACAAAUAGUUAUCGGUGAAGAAGGUGAGGCUUGUGGCGGACAUUUUGACGCCAGCAACGCCGGGUACAUCACCACCCCAGGCUACCCUCUGGAGUACCCGCCUCAUCAGAACUGUCGCUGGGUCAUCACCGCUCCAGAACCUUCCCAGCGCAUCGUCCUCAACUUCAACCCACACUUUGAACUGGAGAAACUAGACUGCAGAUAUGACUUCAUAGAGAUUCGAGAUGGGAACAGUGAGAACGGAGACCUGUUGGGUAAACACUGCAGUAACAUCGCCCCACCAGCCAUCAUCUCCUCCGGCCCCGUGCUCCACAUCAAGUUUGUCUCCGACUACGCUCACCAGGGAGCUGGUUUUUCACUGCGCUACGAGAUCUUCAAGACUGGUUCAGACUGCUCCCGUAACUUCACCAGUCAGAAUGGGAUCAUUGAGUCUCCGGGUUUCCCAGAUAAAUACCCUCAUAACCUGGAGUGUUCCUUUAUUAUCAUCGUGCCCCCGGCCAUGGACGUGACCCUGAACUUCCUGACCUUUGACCUGGAGAACGACCCCCUCCCCGGGGGAGAGGGAGACUGCAAGUACGACUGGUUGGAGGUCUGGGACGGUCUGCCACAGGUGGGGCCUCUGAUAGGUCGUUACUGUGGAACUAAGAUCCCUCCAGAGAUCACGUCAUCUACAGGUAUCCUGUCUCUGUCCUUCCACACGGACAUGGCCGUGGCCAAAGAUGGCUUCUCUGCUCGCUACAACAUGACACACAAAGAAGUCAGCGACACCUUCCAUUGCAGUAACGCGUUAGGUCUGGAGUCAGGGAAGAUCUCUGACGACCAAAUCACCGCCUCCUCUUCCUUCUAUGACAACACGUGGUUGCCAUGGCAGGCCCGCCUUAACAACGGCAACAACGCGUGGACGCCCAACGAGGACAGCAGCAAGGAGUACAUCCAGGUGGAUCUCCAUGUCCUGAAGGUGUUGACGGGUAUCUCUACCCAGGGAGCGGUGUCCAAGGAGACCCAGAAGUCCUACUACGUCACCACCUUUAAGCUGGAGGUCAGCACCAACGGAGAGGACUGGAUGGUCUACAGAUUCGGCAAGAAUCACAAGGUAUUCAAUGCCAACACAGACUCUACUGAGGUGGUUCUGAACCGGAUCCCCCAGCCAGUACUGGCCCGCUUCGUACGCAUCAGACCCCAGGCCUGGAAGACAGGCAUCGCCCUGCGCUUCGAGCUCUACGGGUGCCAGAUCACUGACGCUCCGUGUUCUGAGAUGCAGGGGAUGCUGUCGGGCCUGCUGCCCGACUCCCAGAUCACAGCGUCCUCCAUGAGGGAUAUCCAUGGCUCCAUGGGGACAGCCAGGCUGGUAGCCAGCAGGUCGGGAUGGUUCCCCAGCCCAACACAGCCUCUGGCCGGGGAGGAGUGGCUCCAGGUGGACUUGGGGGUCCCUAAGACAGUGCGAGGUGUCAUCACCCAGGGGGCGAGGAGCGUGGAAGGGAGUACCUCAGCUGAGAACAGGGCCUUCGUCAGGAAGUACCGCGUGUCUCACAGCCUGACGGGCAAAGACUGGACGUUCAUACUGGACAGCAAGACCAACCAUCCUAAGAUCUUCGAGGGCAACACACACUACGACACCCCAGAGAUCCGUCGGUUCGAGGAGAUACCGGCUCAGUUCAUCAGGAUCUACCCAGAGAGGUGGUCUCCUGUUGGGAUAGGGAUGAGGUUGGAGGUCCUGGGAUGUGAACUGCCAGAAAUGACUACUCUUCCUGACACUGCCACAACCACCCUGCCCAGACUAGAGGAGACCACCGCUGCCCUGAGAGGACCAGGCACUACCGUGUGGUCUCUGGGCGGUCUGUGUGACUUUGAGUCCAGCCUGUGUGGCUGGAUCCUAGACAGCGUGUCAGAGCUGAGAUGGUCUCUCCACAGCGGCAGCCUCUCGUCUGGUCGAACACCUAGUCUGGAUCUACCUCUCUCUCUGCCCAAAGACGACGUGGGUAACUUCCUCCACAUCGAGGCCAGCCCCAGGACAGAGAGACAACGAGCCCGUCUGGUGAGCCCCGCGGUGGGGCCUGAGAAAGGCCCGAUGUGCCUGCUCUUCAACUACCAGCUCCAGGGGCCCGAGAACCAGGGCCAAGGGUCCCUCAGGAUCCUCCUCAGAGACAACGACCGGGAAGAGACUCUGCUCUGGGCCCUCAGAGGAGACCAGGGGCCCGUGUGGAAGGAGGGUCGUACCAUCCUGCCCCAGUCACCCAAAGAGUACCAGGUGGUGAUUGAGGGCUUCUUUGAACACAGCAAUAGAGGACACAUCUGGAUAGACAACAUCCACAUCAGCUCUAGUACUGAGCUGGAACAGUGUACACAACCCUUCGCUGCAUUCCCUCCUGACAUGACUGACCGGAGACCUAUUGACUCUGGAAACAAGCCACUUUACAACGGCAGAGAACGGAUCAAUGGAGGUUUCCCGUUCCCAGAGUGGAGCACCCCUGGCCCGUCCAUGGACUCCCCUGUGACACAAGUCUCUGAGAAGGACAACUCGUGGCUGUACACCCUGGAUCCUAUCCUGGUCACCAUCAUCGUCAUGUCUUCCCUGGGCGUGCUGCUGGGGGCGGUGUGUGGCGGCCUGCUGCUCUACUGCACCUGCUUCUACAGCGGCCUGUCGUCGCGGAGCUCCACCACACUGGAGAACUACAACUUCGAGCUGUACGACGGGAUCAAACACAAGGUGAAGAUCAACCAGCAACGCUGCUGCUCCGAGGCCUAGGGCUGUUUAAGGAGCUGGGAGGUCUUGUGCUUCAAGCCCUAAGGCUUUCCCAAUUCAAGGACCUGUGCUUAACUUAAAGCUUGACGAACAGAGAGACAGUGAUUCAGCGACACCUGCUAGACCCUUCCCCCCCUCUCGGGGGUCUCUUCUCUGCCUGCAGGAGAGGCCCUGAUCAAUCAAAGCUCGUGAAUGAACCACACUUACCUGCCAUGAUGCCACACGUACUGGCCACUGGACCACAGCAGUCUGGGCCUGGACCAAAACCCUUACUGUCAGUCUGGGGUUGGACCCUAAACCCUUACUGCAGCAGACUGGGACUGGACCCAAACCCGUCUGGGACCGGACCUCUCCAGAGCUGUCAUGUAGCCAGUGGACCAUUCAGUGGGUGCUGAACAAUAUCAAAACAUAUCAAUCUAAUGCCUAUCCCCCAAAAAAAAAAGAUGAAAAGAAAAUGAAUCUAGAUUUGUAAAGAGGAAAGAAGAAGACAUUUCGUUUGUUUUGUUGGUUAUGACGUUAGAAAAUGAGUGGAAUUAUUGCCAGGAAGGUUUUUUUUUAUGUGAUUCUAGCUUGUAAGACAGCUCUCGGCUUGCUCCGCCUGCCUGCAUUAUGUGAAAACAGUGGCAUAGAGUAUCGUGGACAGUUUUUUUUUAGUUCAGUUUAAUAAGAACCUGUGUCUUUAUUAUGAUCUGCUUCAGUUGUAUUGCUCUGUAGACAUCCUCCGUCUCAUUUUACCACUUCAGUGUGUCAAUAGUUUAACCUUUUUUUUUUUGUUUUUUUUGCCUUUCGCCUCAGUUCAGUUCAGUUUAGUUCAGUUCAUCUGUUAUGGCAUGUGAUGUUUCUGUUAUUCCAGACUGCUACCAGCCUUUAAAGGAAGACGAAGAGAAAGAAUGAAAAUAAAACUUUAUCUAACGUGACAUGAAACGUAUUGAUCGGUAAAAGUUACUUAAAGUUGGAAGAAGUAUUAGGAUUGUCUUUUGGUAUUUUUGCUUUUUUUUGUUUUGUUGCCUGUAUGAUGAUCUAUAACACAUGGUGUGAUGCGCUGUGUGAAACAUUAUGAUUGUUUUAUUGCAACCUAUGGAUUGCUGAGAGAGAGAGAGAGAGAGAGACAGAGCUAUAGUUCACAGAGAUCAGGAGUGUGAGAAGAGAAAGAACUCUCACCGAGAGAGAGAGAGAGAGAGAGAGAGAGAGAGAGAGAGAGAGAGAGAGAGAGAGAGAGAGAGCAGAGACAGAGA
Salmo salar (Atlantic salmon) is the source of this 4953-nucleotide messenger RNA. RefSeq names its product neuropilin-2. The record is from RefSeq and is a predicted model, not a curated record. Gene Ontology annotation, biological process: angiogenesis; vascular endothelial growth factor signaling pathway; axon guidance. Gene Ontology annotation, molecular function: vascular endothelial growth factor receptor activity; semaphorin receptor activity. Gene Ontology annotation, cellular component: plasma membrane; glutamatergic synapse; postsynaptic membrane. Lineage: Eukaryota; Metazoa; Chordata; Actinopteri; Salmoniformes; Salmonidae.